Molecule: messenger RNA, 3133 nt
Organism: Polyodon spathula (Mississippi paddlefish)
Lineage: Eukaryota; Metazoa; Chordata; Actinopteri; Acipenseriformes; Polyodontidae
Gene: faima
Product: Fas apoptotic inhibitory molecule a
Exons: 5
Coding region: 304-843 (179 amino acids)
Biological process (GO): positive regulation of neurogenesis; canonical NF-kappaB signal transduction; negative regulation of extrinsic apoptotic signaling pathway via death domain receptors
Source: RefSeq, a predicted model, not a curated record
CAAAUGACGGCACUGUGAUGGGGGGACAGCUCUGUUAGGGAGCUGAAUUAGACAAUUGUAAAAAUUGAAGCUGAUGACGCUUUUAAAUGUCUUUUUUUAAAAUCAUGUUAUUUCCUGUGCACAGAUAAAAUGGUCUGCAUAGUGGAGUAGGGUUGUAUAGUUUAAUAAAGACAACAAACCAAAGGUUGUUGAAGCUAAGCUGUAGUUUCCAUAGUGACAGUACUACUCUCGUUACACAGAUCAGCAGAAGCUCAGGUGUGACCUGCAACAGGGAGCAGGUCUCGUUACGGCCAUCUGGAGAAGAUGACAGAUCUGGUGGCAGUUUGGGAAGUGGCCUUAAGUGACGGCGUUCACAAAAUUGAAUUUGAGCAUGGGACAACCUCAGGAAAACGUGUCGUGUAUGUGGAUGGAAAGGAGGUACUAAGGAGGGACUGGAUGUUCAAACUGGUUGGAAAAGAAACUUUCAGUGUUGGAGGAACUGAAACUAAAGCAACCAUCAAUAUUGAUGCAGUUAGCGGCUUUGCCUAUGAAUAUACGCUUGAAAUUAACGGGAAAAGUCUCAAAAAAUACAUGGAAAACAGAUCCAAGACCUCCAUUACAUGGGUAAUAAACCUGGAUGGAGUGGACUGUCGGAUAGUACUAGAGAAAGAUACGAUGGACAUAUGGUGCAAUGGGAAAAAAAUGGAAACUGCGGGAGAAUUUGUUGACGAUGGCACAGAGACCCAUUUUACUAUCGGAGACCAUGAGUGUUAUAUCAAGGCAGUGAGCAGUGGGAAACGAAGGGAGGGCAUAAUCCAUUCUCUAAUCGUGGAUGAGACAGAAAUACCAGAGGCAGCAGAGUGAUAUUCACUUAAAUAACUAGGAUUUCACUUUACAAAUGUGACCAAGCCUGCUGAUAAUCCCAGCUGUUAAGAAUUUCCCAAACCGGUCCCAAACCAUCUACAAGUGAACCCAACGAUUGCACAAUUGAAAUAAUGUUAGAUUAUGUGCACAGUGUGCUGCAUACAAUUGAAUGUGAAAAAGAAGCUGCAAUAAUCCAUUAAUUUUAACUGUGUUGUGUAACAGGUUAUAUUUCUGAAGGAUGUAAUGUGGCAAUGAAAGUGUUUUUGUACUUUACAAAAUAUCUUGAAAGAAAUGGAUCUGGCAGCAGCGUUUUUAAAUUUGCCUUGAAUUAGACAUCAAUUCAUGUCGUAUCAUUUUUAUUAUAUCUCAUUGCAAUACAAACCUGAGGUUUAAUGGAUUGUACAAAGAGCCUCUGCUGUAGCCCAACAUUUCUUUCUGUUCUUUUGUAAUGACAUAAUGUCUUUCCAGAUAUAAAGUAAACCCUGCUAAGAACAAUUUCAAUUCAAUUACUUGUCAUCUUUUGUAUUCCUACUUUGUAAGGACAAUGUAAAUCAUAUUAUUUGGUAUUUUUAAUUAGGUUUUUCAAAAUUGUGUUCUACUUUAGCAGUCUGCUGUGAAUUGGGUCCAGGGACUUUGCAAAAACAUCAACAUUGCCACCAAUUAGUAAAAUGUGUCUUGGUCAUUUAUUUCAAACCUCUCAUUAUUUUUAAGACUGAAAGUGUCUUCUAUUUUAGAGCUGAACACAUGAACAUAUUUGGUGUGUGUGCGUGUGCGUGUGUGUGUGUGUGUGUGUAUAUUACUGUACUCUACUUUUUCCUGAAUGUUUCUAUUUUUAUUGAAAACCAACAUACUGUCAUGUGAUAUGAUGUAUAUCAUUCUCCCAAUUUGUAUCUGAAUUACUAUUUGAAAUCUAAUGUUCUCAGAACUCUGAGAGAAUUCCUCUGGGUAAGAAGCUAAGAAGCCUAAUUUGUGAACACUAAUCGAGUCACUGAAACUGUUUUUUAAUAGUUUAAAAUCAAAAAAUGACAGCUAAGUAAUGUUGCAAUGUUUAUAGGUUCUGUGACAUUAUACACUGUACUCUGUUGUUUCCCUAAAGUAUCAGUCUUGAGAAGAUCAAGUGUGAAUUAAGUACAGUGCUCCCCUUUAUAACGCUGCAGUUGGGAGCCAUAGUUAAGAGACUGCUGUUUGUGUUUUGCCUUAUAGAGGAUACCACUGUUACUGUAAUGGCAUUAUGGGGCAAAUGGGAGCCAUGACCGUAACACCUUAUAACCUGUUCCGCAGUUUAAAGGGGAAGCACUGUACUUUCAGUUUAGGAUUUACACAAGGGUGCACUUGGCUCACAGCUCAGGUUUUAUUUUUUUUAAUCCUUAUCAAAUUAAAUACUGUACAUUUUCUAGAAAAGAUGAAUAUGUGUGAACCAUUAUUUUGUUGACUGUUUGUAGAUAAUGCAAUAUUAUCGCAUUAAUUAACCUUCAGCAAAAAAAAAAAAAAAGUUUUUGAAUGUACUGUAGCAUUGCUAGUGUCCUGCUUUUGGAAAUGUAAACUAUAUUACCAUGCAUUGUGCAUGUGUAUUUGUAUCAACUUACAAUAAAUACACAUUUUAAAAUUAUUUUUAAAUGAACAGAAAUACACGGUAGUCUUUUAACUAAUUUUGCUACAAAUACAAAUGAAAUUAAUUGUAACAAGUUGGCUUAUUUAACAUUCAGCCAUUGUAAUCCUUUUUUAUGUAGCAUGAAACUAUGUUUGGUUUGCAACACAAAUUUAUAAUCAAAUAUAUAUGACUUGUCAGAUGAUAUACCAUGAUUUUUUAACAUUGUUUUUUGAUGUUGCUUACUUGUAUAACACUUGCCUAUGAUUAUAAACAUCCUCACAAAAAAAGAAAAUAUCUGUAAGGUGCAGUUGCCAUGAAAAAAAAAAAAUACACAUUUACUUUUUGUAAUUUAAAAUGCAGCUUUAAGAUCACAGUUUGUACAAUCCUGUACUUUUCACAAAAGGCACCUUUUUUACUGUGUAAAUUACUAAGGUAAACUUUAAAAGUGUUCACUUUUGUCUGCUUGACUUGGUUUCUCGGCUCACAAGAGAAUACAGUAAUUUUAUUGUAAUAACUCAGUAACCAUGUUCCCUGCUCUUACAUGGUGAGAACUGUGUAAUUCCACAGUAAUGGCCCUGUGAAUAACAUCCAGUGUAAUUACAUAUAAACACCAUGGCACAUAUACAUAUAUAUAUAUAUAUUCCACCAGAGAAUGAACCAUUGACAUUUACUCGGUUAUUACAAUGUUAUUACAUUAUG